UCCUUCAUUUCUCACCACCCAACAGAAGAUCGACCGAUCGAUAACAUGGCGUCUUCUUCUCCUCGCCGUCACUUCGUCUCCCUCGUCGUAGUCGUCCUUGCCGUCUCGAUCUCCUUCCGGAGCACCGCGGCCAUCACCGUCGACGAGGCGUGCCGCAAGUACACGAAGCACCCGUCCUACUGCACGCACGCGCUGUCGGCAAAGGCGGGGCCACCGGAGACGACCCUGCCGGCGCUGGCGGAGCAGGCGGUGACGCUGGCCGCCGAGAGCGGCGGGUCGGCGGUGUUGUUCGUGAAGAACCUGGAGAAGAUGCCCGGCGGGAUGCCGCUGGGUUGCCUGGAGCGGUGCGUGGGCAAGUUCCAGGCGGCGGUGGCGGAGCUGACGCUGUCGAGGGUGGCGAUCGUGGAGCACAGGGACGUGGCCCGCGUGAAGGCGUGGGUGAAGGCGGCGAGGGCCGACGGCGAGACGUGCAUGGACGGGUGCCACACGGAGGGUGGCGCCGACCCCACCAUCAUCCACAGGAUCGGCGACCUCGGGAAGCUCUGUUCCAUCGCCCUCGCUCUCACCGAUGCGGCCGCUCAUAACAGCUAGUGAGUGCUGAUCGGCGACCUCGAUCGGGAGUACGGCGUAAAGAUUGAUGUGCCGCGCGGCUGACGUGCUUACCCUCAUAGUAGCUUUACCGAUGUAAAAUCUAACCAUAUCUUGGCAUACGCCCGUACGUGUACCAUUCAGGAUGAUGAUCAACCUCGAGUGUACGUCUACGUACCCAAUGUA
This is a messenger RNA of Lolium perenne, 774 nucleotides long. RefSeq lists its product as uncharacterized. The record is from RefSeq and is a predicted model, not a curated record. Lineage: Eukaryota; Viridiplantae; Streptophyta; Magnoliopsida; Poales; Poaceae. Gene Ontology annotation, molecular function: enzyme inhibitor activity. Gene Ontology annotation, biological process: negative regulation of catalytic activity.